AUGUCCGUCCGUCCGUCCUCCUCUUACAACAACACCAUCGCCAUCUCGUUUAAUUCCGCUCUCUCCCUCACCAUUUCGGCGGCCGCUCCAACCCCCGAUGCCAUCCCCGUCAUCCCGUCCCCCCCGCCGCCAACCCCUCGGUGCUCCCUCAGCGCUGGCCCGAGGUCCAGCGUCUUCUCCAAGAACUGGAUCCUUGUCUCAACCACCUCGCCGAGGGACCCGGUCCCAACGUCGCCGACAUCUACCCGAGCCUCCGCCGCGAGUUCUGGCGCGCCGCCUACCUCAUCAACGCCGAUGCCUCCUUCACCGGUGACCACAGCCUCCUGCGGAACUGACCAGCCUUCCUCCGCGCCCAUAAUUCGCCAACGCCUGGCCACCACCCGCAACAAGCUCGUCCUGUGCCUGCACGCCGAGAUGCUCGUCCGCCCCGCCCUCUCUGCCCAUGAGACGCCGACCCCGAUUGUCCGCGAGCUCAGCGCCGCCCUCAGCAAGCUGGAGCCUGGCAUCAACUCGCGCGCCUCCUCCGUCGUCCCCUCCCAGGCCGGCUCUCGUGCCCCCUCCGCCGCCCUGUCUCUUGCGCCCUCCUCCUUACGCCCCAGCUCCUUGCCGCCGCGGGCCAUGAAUAAGCGCGCCAUCGGUCUCAUCAAAUCCCAGCGCGCUGCCGCCAAAGUCCCCCCUCCCAAGAGUCGCAAGAUCCUGGCUGCCAAGCUCCGCCAUGCUGGGAACGACGAGGAAAAAGCAGAGGAAGAAGAAGACGACGACUAA
This is a messenger RNA of Colletotrichum higginsianum IMI 349063, 765 nucleotides long. RefSeq lists its product as uncharacterized. NCBI's taxonomy places the organism in Eukaryota, Fungi, Ascomycota, Sordariomycetes, Glomerellales, Glomerellaceae. The transcript has 3 exons. The coding region runs from base 1 to 765 and encodes 254 amino acids. The record is from RefSeq and is a predicted model, not a curated record.